AUGAUAUCCUGCGUGCUCAACCACUCUAAACUUGGACCUAUUUAUAAACACAUUUCCAGUUAAAUAAAUGAGCCUGUGCUCUGGGAUACAACUUUUGCAGAAGGACAGUAGGCUACCUUGCACCGAGCAGCUUAGUCCAUCCCUCUGUUCUUUUCCCAGUUUGCCGCAUUAUAAUCGAGUUCCAUGCAGGACCCAACAUUAUCUUGGGCGGCUCUGUGGUGUAGCGGUCUCUCCCCUACACUCGCGUUUCAACAACAGCAGGAAACUGCCUCAAGCCUGUCUCUGACUAUUGAAUAUACAAAAAUAGGGGGAAACGGAGACAAAUGCGGUGAGGCAGGAAGCAGAAAAAGAUUGAGACAACUGGAGUAUUUUAUCGGGCGGUACGUGGGGAUAUCAAGGUGUAUUACUGCCUGUCCACUCUGCGGUGGACCUAAGACAGCGCACCGGAGGGGAGAGUGAGGGGUGCUGGGUCACACUGUCAAGUUGCUUCCACUCUGCACCUGCUGCAUCAUGGGUAACGUCGCUGGCAAGGACAGCCAUGGCCCUACAGGGUCUCAUUUAGAUCUGUUCCACACUCCUCCCUCCUCCCCCUCUGAUUCUGACCUGGCUGCAGCUCUGGCCUUGGCUCCAGCCGCGGCUCAGCUGUUGCAGCAGGGGACACCGUCCUCUGGGGCCACCCGGGGCAUCGUCUGCCAGGGCGGAGCCUCCCCCUCCACCAACUCCAAUUGGAGCUACACGCUGUCUGUCCCGCCAGAAUGGGCCGUGAUUAGCCUAGAGAGCAGUGCAUUGCCGCAGGGGACGGGGGUGGAAAUGGACGGUGGAAGGCAAACGGUGAGGUGCUCCAGCAGCCACAACAACCACAGCAGCAGUCCUGUGUCCCAAGGCCAGGGGCCUCCGUCGGAUGGUAGCCCUUUGGAGCAGCGCUGGCAGGAGCGGGACAGUGGUCUGGAGCCCCAGGCAGGGCCGGUGCGGGCUAGGGAGGAGAUGGCCCUGGCUCUGCUCAACCUGCUGGAACAUCACAGGUCCACACUGGGGCUCAGUCCGGGCCUGGACGCACCAGCAGGAGCAGCCGAGCUGCUGAGGCGGUUGAUGGUGGAGAGAGAGGAGCUGGUGGAGGAGGUGCGCAGCCUGAAGGACACACUGAGGACUGAGCGAGCUGAGUGGCACCAGUUCCAGUGUGAUCUGCAGGUGGCGGUGUCUGUGGCCGACCGGCUGCGCAUUGAAGCGGAGGAGACUAUGGGCACGCUCAGAGAGAGCCACGGGGACGUGGAGGGCCAGCUGGACCAGGCCCACUGCAGACAGCAGGACACAGACCGGGAACUGGAGAGCUUGAGAGCUGAACACAGAGAGGCCUGUCACAGACUGUCUGCUCUCACCCUGGAGCACCAACAUACCAGGGCUGAGCUGGACACACUCAGACACAUGCAGACAGAGAGAGGGAAGGACUCACACAGUCACAGAGAGAUGGAGGGAAGAGACACGGAGGAGAGGCCGGCUGGUGAAGACACUGGUGAAGACAUAAACGCGGUGGAGGCGCUGGAUGGGAAACAAAGAGAGGAUUCAGAAAGAGAAGUGGAAGGAGAGAAAAUAAUAAAUAGUGAGGGAGUGGAUGUUAAGAUGGGAGGGAAGUCUCCUGAGGAGCUUGUUAGAGGAGGGGAGAACCUGCUCAAAGGGAAGGGGGUAGCAGAGACGUACCUACGGAAUUUGGUAGCAGCUGGAGAGAAGGGGUGCGGCUUAAGAGAUCCACGGAGGAUCGUGAUGAUGUCAGAGCGUUCCAGGAGCCUCUCUCGACUUCCCCUGCCCACUGACUCUCUCCCUGCACAGAAUGGUAGCUCCCAGACCACCACUAGUACAACACUGCCUCUAUGCAAGAAAGAAGAGCCAGCCAAAGGGAGAAGGUUGGACCGCAUACUGCAAACACAGGACACCUGGUCCAGCUUCUAUACAAAAAAACAGGAGGACGACCAGAACGCAGACCCACUGUCCUCGUUCAGACCUCAGGAUGGUUUCAGCAUGCUGCUACGACGUCAUGGAGGCUCCAGGCGGAACUCACUCCUGCGCUGGUGUCAAAGCCGCACCCAGGGCUACAAGAAUAUUGAGAUCACCAACUUCAGCAGCAGCUGGGAGGACGGUCUGGCUUUUUGUGCUGUGUACCACACCUACCUACCCACACACAUCCCAUACAGCAGUCUCAGCCCAGGAGACAAGAGUGAGAACCUGGGCCUAGCCUUCCAGACAGGGGAAAGUGUAGGAAUCACAGCCACACUGACCGUUGAAGAGAUGCUGAGACCAGGUGGGCCCGACUGGCAGAGGGUCCUGGGGUACGUUGAAAGCAUGUUUCGUCACUUUGAGAUGUGAGGUCAUUUCCCUUCUGGCUUCCCUCCCAAACUCGACAUCUAACUGGUCCGCCACAACCAGUCUGGUUUGUUUUCUUGCAUCAUCAACUGAACUGAGACAGCUGAUUGGCUGAAUUGACUGGCGCACCACUAGGGGGUGUAGGACAACUGUUGGAACUGAAUUGUACUUCAGCCUCACUCGCCGUGCAGACUCCUGCUGCCGGCAAUUGGUUGUAGGUGCACUGUUUUUUUGUUAAAUUUCACGGUGAUUUUGCACUGAAUAUGAGAAGCCAUUGGAAAUGAGAACACAAGGAGCACCAUAGAUGAGGAAAUUGUGAAUGUGACUAUCUGAGGACUACAGUAUAUUCUAGACAAUUUGCACCAGGAAAAAUUAUCAGACUUCAAGUUUAUCACUUUGGGUGCCACUGCUGUUCAAUGUGUUGCACUUAUUCUGAUGCCUUUUAAUUAAGCACUUUAUCAACAAUAUGAAGUCUGUUCCGUCAUCUAAGUUUUUAACUGGAAGAUUUGUUAUGUUAUGGACACUCUCUGCCAUGUAUCACAUUCUUUAUCAGACUUUAUUUGCUUAGAAAUGUUGGGAUAUUUAUGUAGCCAUAAGUAGUAUUCUAAUGUCUAUGAACCCCAACUCAAAGCACAAAGAGGAGCCGGACAACUUGAAUGAGUUCAUUCAGUGGCGCUGCAUCACAGCCGGGAUCAACCAAGAGUGACUGCCUUUGAGGAAAUGUAUAUACAGAACUGUCUAAUUAAGCAAUAAGGCCCGAGGGGGUGUGGUAUAUGGCCAAUAUACCACGGCUAAGGACUGUUCUUACGCA
This is a messenger RNA of Coregonus clupeaformis (lake whitefish), 3166 nucleotides long. Its product is annotated as cytospin-A. The transcript is spliced from 12 exons. Lineage: Eukaryota; Metazoa; Chordata; Actinopteri; Salmoniformes; Salmonidae. Gene Ontology annotation, molecular function: protein binding. The record is from RefSeq and is a predicted model, not a curated record. The coding region runs from base 511 to 2358 and encodes 615 amino acids.